AGUAGUCUGUGUACUUAUAUACAUUUGUAUUUUUUAUUGUAAUCUCUAUUUUCUCUAAAACAUUUCUAAUGUUAAUCUUUGAUAGAGUUAUAGAAAUUAAACGUGCUUGAUAAUUAAUAACGGUCAAUUCGUGAAUAAAGAUACAAUGGAUGUGGAUACAGAUGGUAGAAAAUCUCGUUCCCGCAGUAGAUCGGUGGCUUCAGACUCAAGGAUGUCACAUGAUGGCUCCCCAAACUCUAAAAGAAAUUCAAGAUCGCGCUCUAACUCGCACAGUGUUUCACGAUCUCGUUCUCGCUCCAAAUCACGAUCUCGAUCUCGUUCAAAGUCCCACUCUCGCUCAAAAUCCCGUUCUCGCUCCAAGUCUCGUUCCCGCUCAAAGUCCAGCUCGCGAUCUCGAAGCGGCUCUCGUUCGCGUUCACGAUCUCAUUCUGGUUCACCAAAAUCUGGCCGAUCGAGAAGCAGAUCGCCCGCAAAAGACAGAUCUAGGAGUGGUACGCCUCAGUCACGCUCCAGUCGUGGAUCUAGAAGCAGAUCGAAAAGUGGUUCGCCGGCUCGGUCGCGGUCGAGAUCCAAAUCAGGAAGUGUAUCAUCUAAGAAAUCCAGGUCACGCAGCAAGUCUCAGAUUCGCUCGAGAUCCGGCUCACGCGCUAAGUCCAGGUCUCCAAGUGCUUCCUCUAGGAAAUCUAGAUCCCGUAGUGGUUCUCCGCGGAGAUCGAGGUCACGCAGCAGCAGCACAAAAAAAUCUAAAUCACGGAGUCCUUCUCCAUCCGCGUCACCGUCUAAAGCGAAUUCUCCGAGAAAAUCAAAGUCCAAAUCACGAAGUAUAUCACCAAAUAAAACUCGCUCACGGAGCAGGUCAAGAUCUGUGGACAAAAUGGAAGUGGACCGUGAACACGACACGGCCGCAGCGCGUUCUCGCAGUGUCUCCAAGGAAAAAAUGGUGAAGUCACCAACCGGUUCCCGUGCGAGCCGGUCAGGGUCCCGUUCUAGGAAAUCUGUAUCACGCUCACGAUCCCGGUCCCGCUCAAAAUCUCCAGCAGCAGACAAUGCAAGGAAAAGUCGAUCUCGUUCUUUAUCCGAAUCUCGGAAGUCGGCUUCACGUUCGCGGUCACGCUCGCGUUCUGGAUCACGAUCUAAGUCGAGAUCACGAUCCCGCUCCGGCUCCCGCUCUCGAUCUCGCUCCAGAUCCAAGUCGCGAUCCAGGUCCAAGUCGCGCUCCAGGUCUCGGUCCGGUUCGCGCUCACGCUCUCGCUCCGGCUCUGCUAAAUCUAAAUCCAGGUCGCGCUCUAGAUCGCGGUCCAGCUCGAGAUCAGGGUCUGGUUCACCGUCCAGAAGGGGCACCAAGCGGCGCGCGGUGCGGCUCGCCUCCGACGACGACGCGGCGCCGGAGGGGGGCGCGGCGGGGGCGGGGGCGGAGGGGGCGGGGCCGGGGGCGGCGCCGGGCGAGGCGGGCGCGGAGGGGGCGGGGCCGGGGGCGGAGGGGGGCGCGGCCUCGUCGGACGAGGAGGCGCCGGGCCCGUCGAGCGCGGAGGCGGGCGGCGGGAUGUCCGACUUCGAGCUGAUGUUGGCGCGCAAGCGGGACGAGCGGCGCGGCCGGCGGCGGCGCAGGGACAUCGACAUCAUCAACGACAACGACGACCUCAUCGCGCACCUCCUGCAGCAGAUGAGGGCCGCCGCCGACCGCGACCGGGACCUCAACCGCCGCAACCAGCCCGCCGUCUCCAAGGUGUCAAUGCUGAAGUCUGCGAUGUCGCAGCUCAUCAAAAAGGACCUGCAGCUGGCGUUCCUGGAGCACAACGUGCUGAACGUGCUGUGCGACUGGCUGGCGCCGAUGCCCAACCGCGCUCUGCCCUGCCUCCUCAUCAGGGAGAGCAUCCUCAAGCUGCUCAUGGACUUCCCGUCCAUCGACAAGUCCCUGCUGAAGCAGUCGGGCAUCGGCAAGGCGGUGAUGUACCUCUACAAGCACCCCAAGGAGACCAAGGCCAACCGCGAGCGAGCCGGCAGACUCAUCUCAGAGUGGGCGCGGCCCAUCUUCAACCUCUCCACCGACUUCAAGGCGAUGUCCCGCGAGGAGCGGCAGGCGCGCGACGAGGCCAUGGCGGGCGCGCGGCGCACCGGAGCCGGCCCCGCGCCCCCCGGGGCCCCCGCCGGGCCCCCCGCCGGGCCCCCCGGCAAGAGGGCGCGCGCGGACGGCGGCGCGCGGGGCGCGGGCGGCGCGGGGGCGGGGCCCGCGGGGCCCGGCGCGGCGGACGGCGAGCGCGCGCCGCGCCCCGGGGACCCGGGCUGGGUGGCGCGCGCGCGCGUGCCGCUGCCCUCCAACAAGGACUACGUCUACCGCCCCAAGUCCACCUGCGAGCUGGACAUGUCGCGGGUGAGCAAGAAGAAAAUGACGCGAUACGAGAAGCAGAUGAAGCGGUUCAUAGACCAGAAGCGCAUGCGCAGCGGCUCGCGGCGCGCCGUCGAGAUCUCCAUCGAGGGACGCAAGAUGGCGCUCUAGGCCCCGCCCCGCCCC
Achroia grisella is the source of this 2512-nucleotide messenger RNA. Its product is annotated as protein IWS1 homolog. Lineage: Eukaryota; Metazoa; Arthropoda; Insecta; Lepidoptera; Pyralidae. Gene Ontology annotation, biological process: poly(A)+ mRNA export from nucleus. The transcript is spliced from 11 exons. The coding region runs from base 146 to 2497 and encodes 783 amino acids. Gene Ontology annotation, cellular component: nucleus. The record is from RefSeq and is a predicted model, not a curated record.